This is a messenger RNA of Mesocricetus auratus (golden hamster), 2967 nucleotides long. Its product is annotated as zinc finger protein 213. Gene Ontology annotation, biological process: regulation of transcription by RNA polymerase II. The record is from RefSeq and is a predicted model, not a curated record. The transcript is spliced from 10 exons. Bases 687 to 2714 code for a protein of 675 amino acids. Gene Ontology annotation, molecular function: RNA polymerase II cis-regulatory region sequence-specific DNA binding; DNA-binding transcription activator activity, RNA polymerase II-specific. Lineage: Eukaryota; Metazoa; Chordata; Mammalia; Rodentia; Cricetidae. Gene Ontology annotation, cellular component: nucleus.
GGCACUUCCUGUUGUCCCUAAUCCCAGCCUCCGCCGGACUUCCCGGCCCGUGCAGUCUGGCUGCUGAUACUCACUUCAUCCCCGGCAGGGGGGCUCCACGGCACCCCAGGUUCCUCCUUUGCCUCUACCUAGGCGAAAAAGCGAUGGUUGGGAGAGCAUCGGGAAAUCAGCUUGUGCAGUCAGCUUGCAGAAGGGGACAGGGUCAAAGGUGGAAGGCUUCAGGCUGGCAGGAGAGAAUGAGGGGGCUGAACCCAGGAUGGGGAAGAUGAGGACAUCUCCCACCGGACCAUGACCAGGAUGGAAAUACCCAGUGGGGAACCUGCAGCUGUGCGAGACCUGUCGAGAGUGGACAGCUGAUCGAGGACUCCAGGCCAAGCUGUGUUCUGCUGGGACACACGGCAGGCAUCACCCCACUGGCACCUCUUUUGAAGGCUCUUCGUAGAGCUUUCUGUGCCUCAUGGCAAGAAACCCUGAUUCCAAUUUAGUCCUCACUUUCUCUGAGCUGUCUUCACUGAUAUUUGAGGCUCUUGCUUCAGUGACAAAGGGAACAGCACCAUUCCUUUCAAAGAAACCAGAAAACAUCAUUUAGCACGGGACUCCAUAGGGUUCCUGGCUAAAACCUGGAGGGGGCUUGAUGAACAGGGGAGAGAGAAUCAUUUGCCGUUCUCCUCUCUCUGAUUUAGAAGAUGUCUGCAGACAGUAAAAACAUCCUGAAUACCAAAAGCAAGGAGAAAACCCAUGAGGUUCUAGGUCAUGGACAAUGCUAUGGAGACAUGCUUUCUGGGCAGGAGGAGACAGCACCCUUGGGAGCCUCUCAGGAGUCAAUACAUGUUAAGGCAGAGCCAGAAGAACCACACCCUGAGGGGACAUCACCGGAGGACAGGGCUCCAGGAACACAGGGCUGGAUGCCUCCAAGUCCUGGCUGUAAGGGGAAAGCCCUGCUCCUGCCUGGUGGAGCUCUUCCCUCACCCUGCAUCCCUGUGCUGUCCCGAGGUGGGAGGACUAGAGGUGGACAGGUGGCUGCUGCUCUCCUCACUGCCUGGUCCCAUAUGCCGGUGACCUUUGAGGAUGUGGCUCUGUACCUCUCCAAGGAGGAGUGGGGAAGGCUGGACCACACACAGCAAAAUUUCUACAGGGAUGUACUACAGGAGGAAAAUGGGCUGGCUUUGGGGUUCCCGUGCAGCAGACCGUUCAGGGUCCCCCGAGUUCAGGGGAAGGGUGAGAUGACAAGUCCCAGCAGAUCAGCUGGAGCUGAGAGGAGAGGCCUCGGUUCAGGAGUUGUGGAAAUGGGGAAGAUGGUACCCACCCUAGCCGUGGCAACCCUAGGGGAUACGAAACCCUUAAGGGCCAGGGCCAGGUGGGCCCUGAGGGAAGAGCCACAGUGUGGUCAGCAAGUGGCUUGUGGCCUGGGUGCAAAGAUGGCCAGAGACGCUGGGGAAGCCAGGCAGCCAAAGCCAUCCCUGCCCGACACGCAUCCUCUCAAGACCCCAGAGGACAGCAGCCUAGAGAAACCCAGCGAGAAGGGUGCCCGGGAAAGUGGUGAGGAGGGGCUGGUUCCCGACGGUGAAACGGGCAAGAAGACGUACAAAUGUGAGCAGUGUGGCAAGGGCUUCAGCUGGCACUCGCACCUGGUGACACACCGGCGCACACACACGGGUGAGAAGCCCUAUACCUGCACCGACUGUGGCAAGCGCUUCGGCCGCAGCUCGCACCUCAUCCAGCACCAGAUCAUCCACACGGGCGAGAAGCCCUACACCUGUUCCUCGUGUUGGAAGAGCUUCAGCCACCACUCCACGCUGAUCCAGCACCAGCGGAUCCACACCGGUGAGAAGCCCUACGUGUGCGACCGCUGCCCCAAGCGUUUCACCCGCCGCUCCGACCUAGUCACACACCAGGGCACUCACACGGGCGCCAAGCCGCACAAGUGCCCUCUCUGCGGCAAGUGCUUCACGCAGAGCUCCGCCCUGGUCACGCACCAGCGCACCCACACCGGCGUCAAGCCUUACCCGUGCCCCGAGUGCGGCAAGUGCUUCAGCCAGCGCUCCAACCUCAUCGCGCACACUCGCACGCACACGGGCGAGAAGCCCUACCACUGCCCCGACUGCGGCAAGAGCUUCAGCCACAGCUCGCACCUCACUGCCCACCAGCGCACACACCGCGGUGUGCGGCCCUAUUCCUGCCCGCUGUGCGCCAAGAGCUUCAGUCGCCGCUCCAACCUGCACCGGCACGAGAAGAUUCACACGACUGAGAAACCCCACAGCUGCGGGCAGUGUGGGAAGCGCUUCCGCUGGGGCUCAGACCUAGCCCGGCAUCAGCGAACACACACUGGUGAGAAGCCACACAAGUGCCCUGAAUGCGACAAGAGCUUCCGCAGCUCUUCUGACCUGGUGCGUCACCAGGGCGUGCACACGGGCGAGAAGCCCUUCUCUUGUGCUGAGUGUGGCAAGAGCUUCAGCCGCAGCGCCUACCUGGCUGACCACCAGCGCAUCCACACGGGCGAGAAGCCCUUCGGCUGCAGCGACUGUGGCAAGAGUUUCUCGUUGCGCUCCUACCUGCUGGACCACCGGCGUGUGCACACAGGCGAGCGGCCUUUUGGCUGUGGCGAGUGUGACAAGAGCUUCAAGCAGCGUGCACACCUCAUCGCGCACCAGAGCCUGCAUGCCAAGAUGGCCCAACCCGUGGGGGAAAGUACAGUGUGCAGGGUUCAAGGGUAGCCUUGAUACUCAGCAGCUCUGGGGUGUCUGCGGCUACAGUUGCUGCCCUGGAUGGUGUGUCCCAGGCUCUGGGCUUUGAAAGCUGUGAGAAGAGGAAGGUCCCAGUUCAGAGCUUCCUUGGGGAGCUGCGUUUGUUCCUGGAGCAGCUAGAUGUCCACAGCGGUCCUGUGGGGUGUGCCCUUGUGGUCUUGAUGGCCCCCAGUGGGCAGUUAAGGCGUCCACAGCUGCUGGUUCAGGAGCUGAGUCGCUGUGG